ACUGUGGAUGGUUCGCAAUCAACUUGACUCAGUACUCCAGUGAUUUUCUCAUCCAGCUUCAUCAAGCAGAACCUAUGGAAUAGAUAGUUGAGACCAGAAGAGUGAUUUGUGCGUGUUUUAAAUGUUUUUCUACCGAGACUUCAGAAUGCAACUAUACUACAUAGUGACGGGACUGAUAGCGUCUAUAGUAGCAACGGGAUCAGACACCAUUCACUAUACCAAUUCCCCUAAUCAUCUGGCACCGGGAGCGAACUACACGGCUUAUAGGCUCGAAGUACCUGGUACGAAUGGAAUCACUGUCAUCGAAACACUUGAUCCCACUGAUGAUAAUCCUGAGUCGGCGCAAAGUGAACCAGAAACGCAAGGACCUAAGAAAAUGGUCUACGCUCCAGAUCUUCUAAACAAGUUCAUUGAGGAAUACAACGACAAACUAAAGAAUUCGAAAGACGGAGCAGUCGGGGAGGAGAAGUUUCAAAAUGAAGAAGAAGCUUUGGACACCUUAGAAAACAGGAGAGUUAAUCGGUUGAACAUUCACCCUAACAGGAAACACCAACUUGUGAAUGAUAACCCAUUUGCAGAUAAAGCAGGCUGGGUGACCUUAGAGGCGGUUCCUUGGUCGAAGAGCAAAGUUUCCAGAUGGAAGCCAAAUGUUGAUACCAAAACCUCAGCAACAAUGGCUUCGGUAAGUCAAUAUAACGUGAAUCCAAUUGGUCCCUUGGAGAACAGCCAUAUUUACUACGGCGGUGGUAAUGAUGAACCUCAGAUCAGUAAAUAUCCACCUAAGCGUCCUAAUUUCUAUUCCGAUCCUCACAAAAAUGAUGGAUUCUAUGAUCGGAAUGAUGUGCAAGCGCCAGCACGUCCAGAUAGGCACAGACCCAGACCAUUAAGAAAGAAGAAUCCAGGAUACUACAAUACACCCGAACCUGAGCUAGAAGUUUCAUCAAAUCAUGAUCGCUGGUACGAUUAUGGUUUUCGACCUAACUUUGAUGGGGAUGAGAGGCCGACACCAAACAGAUAUCAUACAAGCGAAACUGGAAAUCCACCACGCAAAGGGUUUCUCUCCGGGAUAAAGUUGAACAAACAUCGCGACGAAAUCCCCAACCGGGAUGACUAUGCUCCGAACACAUUCGAUCGUUAUCCUGACAGUGAUCGCGAUCAGGAUCACAGCUAUGUCUAUCAAGAGCGUCCUGAAUUAACUCACCCAGCAACAUAUCCAUCAAAUGGCAACGCUAAAGAAACUUCUUCAAACGGAGUACCAAUGACCACAUCACAUGGGGGACUCCUGGAAGUUGAUUCGUCUCGACAAACGAUUGAGAAUAGCGUCUUGAAGUCUAAUAAGAAAAGGAAUAAGCGAAAGAAUAGUGGGGAAAAUACGAUUCAACGGAUAGAGAUUGAGAACGGUUCGAAACCAGAUAGUACAGCAGUUUUGGCAGCUGUAGGUGCGGGAAUGGUACCAGCGACGGUAGCUAUGAUCAUGCCAAUGUUAGGCCGAAGAAGGCGAGAAAUUGUAGUGGAUGCGGAGGGAAAAUUGCCGAGGUUUUAAACGGGUGAUUGCUGAGGACUGUGGCGAUGAAACCACCGGUUAAGCUGGUUGCAAUGCACUGAAGUUUUGUUUUUGUUAUUUAUGAUGUUUUGUUUGGAAUAUUUAUUAGAGAAAAGUAUUAUUAGUUUUAGAUGAGAUGUAUUUAUAUUGUUG
Molecule: messenger RNA, 1696 nt
Organism: Hermetia illucens (black soldier fly)
Lineage: Eukaryota; Metazoa; Arthropoda; Insecta; Diptera; Stratiomyidae
Exons: 2
Coding region: 122-1543 (473 amino acids)
Source: RefSeq, a predicted model, not a curated record